Tupaia belangeri chinensis (Chinese tree shrew) is the source of this 1822-nucleotide messenger RNA. RefSeq names its product pyruvate dehydrogenase complex component X (gene PDHX). Gene Ontology annotation, biological process: pyruvate decarboxylation to acetyl-CoA. Lineage: Eukaryota; Metazoa; Chordata; Mammalia; Scandentia; Tupaiidae. Gene Ontology annotation, cellular component: pyruvate dehydrogenase complex; mitochondrion. The transcript has 11 exons. Gene Ontology annotation, molecular function: acyltransferase activity. Bases 150 to 1472 code for a protein of 440 amino acids. The record is from RefSeq and is a predicted model, not a curated record.
CGCGGCCGCUGCGCUGCCUCCUGAGCUUCGCUGUCCGCCGGAGCCUGGGGCCGGUUCAGGGACCUGCCGGGUGGUCUGGCGUCCGUGCAGCCCGUUGGAGAUGGUUUCAUGGCACGCCAUGGCUGCAGGCCGAUCCUGUGAAGAUCCUGAUGCCGUCGCUGUCCCCGACCAUGGAGGAAGGGAACAUUGUCAAGUGGCUGAAGAAGGAAGGCGAUGCUGUGAGCGCGGGCGAUGCGCUGUGUGAAAUCGAGACCGACAAGGCCGUGGUCACCUUGGACGCCAGUGAGGACGGCAUCCUGGCCAGAAUCGUGGUUGAAGAAGGAGCUAGAAACAUCCGGCUGGGCUCACUGAUCGGCUUAAUGGUUGGGGAAGGAGAAGAUUGGAAACGUGUCGAGAUCCCCAAAGACGUGGGUCCCCCGUCACCAGCUUCAAGGCCAUCUGUGCCUCGCGCUUCGCCAGAACCACAGGCUCCUAGGCCUGCCGGGAAGGGGCUCCCUCCGCGGGCUCUGCAGUUCCGUGUAAGCCCAGCUGCCCGCAAUAUUCUGGAAAAACAUGGCCUGGAUGCCAGCCAGGGCACAGCCACUGGCCCUCGAGGGAUAUUCACCAAAGAGGAUGCUCUCAAACUGGUCCAGCUGAGACAGGCGGGCAAGACCCCCGAGUCCAGGCCAGCCCCAGCUCCUCCGGCCCCUCUCCCAGCGCCGCCCGGACCACCUGCGGCCGGGCCUGUGUACGCCCGGCCUCUGACCCCACCACUGUCAACGCCUGGGCAGCCGAAUGCACCGGGCACGUUCACGGAGCUCCCCGCCAGCAACAUCCGGAGAGUUAUUGCCAAGCGGCUAACUGAGUCCAAGAGCACCGUGCCGCACGCCUACGCCACUGCCCACUGCGACCUGGGGGCCGUUUUGAAAGUGAGACAAGACCUGGUGAGAGAUGACAUUAAAGUAUCCGUAAACGACUUCGUCAUAAAGGCAGUAGCUGUUACCCUCAAACAAAUGCCGGAUGUCAACGCCAGCUGGGACGGCGAGGGCCCGAGGCCACUGCCAUCUGUCGACAUAUCAGUGGCUGUGGCCACAGAGAGAGGUCUCAUCACACCGGUCAUUAGGGACGCCGCUGCCAAGGGCCUCCGGGAGAUCGCCGACACUGUGAAGGCUCUGUCGAAGAAAGCGAGAGAUGGAAAGUUGUUACCUGAAGAAUACCAAGGCGGAUCUUUCAGCGUCUCCAACCUGGGCAUGCUCGGCGUGGACGAGUUCACCGCGGUGAUCAACCCCCCGCAGGCCUGCAUCCUGGCCGUCGGCAGGUCGCGCCCCGUGCUGAGGCUCGCGGAGGACGAGGAGGGCAAUGCCCAGCUGCGGCGGCACCAUCUCGUCACCGUCACCUUGUCAAGCGACAGUCGAGUGGUCGACGACCAACUGGCCACCAGGUUUCUCGAAAGUUUCAAAGCAAAUCUGGAGAACCCCCUCCUCCUCGCCUAGAGCUCGAAGUGGUCGGGUCUGCAGCUUCGGGGCCAGCACGGGUGGCCUGGAGCGGCUCACGCUGGGGAGGCCACCGGGGCUGUCCUGUAAGUGGGCGGAACGCCUGUGUCUACGGCGAAGGCAUUUGCCUGAGUUGUCUUCGUUUUCGGUUUGGUUUAACGUUAGAGGGAGAAAUUAAGCUAAGCUGGAACUAAUAAAGAGCCCUCAGGGUGGUCAGACCACGCCUGACCGCUGGUGCUAUGCAGUAGGCUGUGAAGCUAGCUGUAAGUCAGACUCUGGCUCCUCCCAGCUUUUUCGGUUAUUUGGGAAUGUAUAUACAUUGUAAAAUAAAAAAAUGCCGUGACUCUGUC